Messenger RNA from Mya arenaria, 856 nucleotides. Its product is annotated as group IIF secretory phospholipase A2-like. Gene Ontology annotation, biological process: lipid catabolic process; arachidonate secretion; phospholipid metabolic process. The record is from RefSeq and is a predicted model, not a curated record. The transcript has 7 exons. The coding region runs from base 26 to 856 and encodes 276 amino acids. Lineage: Eukaryota; Metazoa; Mollusca; Bivalvia; Myida; Myidae. Gene Ontology annotation, molecular function: calcium ion binding; A2-type glycerophospholipase activity.
UAUAGGUGUUAGACUGGAUAGACCAAUGAAGGGGCAGCGCGUUCUGGUCUCCUUGUCGCUUUCAUUCGUCCUCCUGCUCGCCGUCAAUGGCAGCGCCAUUGACUUUGCGCGGAUGAUCAAGAUGCGGACUGGUAACGCCCCUGCAGCAUACAUUGGCUAUGGCAAUUACUGUGGAUUCCGCGGGAAAGGGCACGCAACUGAUCGAAUAGACUGGUGUUGCCGUGAGCACGAUCUAUGUCUGGAACACUCCAACAAUAACAGUUGUCGAGCGCUGUCCUACUUCAGUUUCUACCUACUGGAUUACAAGUGGGCGAUGUACAAAGGUGCUAUUGUAUGCUCUCAAAAAAACGUCGGCUGCAAGGCCGUCCUUUGUGAGUGUGACAGGAUGGCUGCCGAAUGCAUAGCGGAUAAUAACAGGCAUUACAACAAACAACUGAAGAAACCGAUAAUACAUAAUGUCUUCAAUCUUGCCCCACCCCCCGUGUACUCGCCUCAGUGCCCCACCCUCGGGUACUCACCUCAGAGCCCCACCCUCCGUGUACUCACCUCAGUGCCCAACCCUCCGUGUACACGAGGAAAGGAUGUUCGUGUUACUUUAUUAAUUCCUCCGUGUACUCGACUCAGUGCCCCACCCUCCGUGUACUCAUCUCAGUGCCCCACCCUCCGUAUACUCGCCUCAGUGCCCCACCCUCCGUGUACUCGACUCAGUGCCCCACCCUCCGUGUACUCGAUUCAGUGCCCUACCCUCCGUGUACUCGACUCAGUGCUCCACCAUCCGUGUACUCGCCUCAGUGAUAUUCAAGAAUCACAAAGAUUUAAAACAUUGCAGUACUACGGUACAACAUCGUUCCCAUGA